Molecule: messenger RNA, 669 nt
Organism: Neoarius graeffei (lesser salmon catfish)
Lineage: Eukaryota; Metazoa; Chordata; Actinopteri; Siluriformes; Ariidae
Exons: 4
Coding region: 104-544 (146 amino acids)
Source: RefSeq, a predicted model, not a curated record
AGCUCUCCGUCAGGUUCAGCAUUGAAACUCAGAGUCUGGUGUUCAGGAGCACUCACAGAAUCACACUUCUGAUCUUCAGCAGCAGCUCCACAGAGACUGAGACAUGAUCUUCUCUCACUCCCUCACGGUGUUUGUCUUCAUGACGGUGCUGAUCGGCUCUGAAGGCUCCUGGGACUCCGGAAACUCGUAUAAUUAUGACAUCUCAAAGAAGUCGGACCUGACAAAGCUCUACAACUCGAAGGUUUAUGAGGCUGAGCGUUUGACACGCCCACUCAAGGGCCUGAGAUUCUUGAGUCACUCCGGAGUCAGAGUGACUCUGGAUGACGGUACGAAGUGGCUCGUGCAUAAAGGAGACGGUUUCGGUCUUUCAUCUCAGACGGUGGUGGUGAAGGCAGAACACAUGAGCAAGAAGUGGCGGGUCGAGGAGACGAAAAACUUCCAAGGCAGUAAGACGGUGUCGGAUUUCGUGAGAGCGGGAGGAACUGAUUACAGUCUGCUGUUCAAUAACUGCCACCACGGUGCCAAGAGGAUGAUGGAAGAUUAAACACACACUGCAGCACACACUGCGCAACACGCAAACUUUCGCUUUAAUCUUUCUCAUCGCUCAUUGCUUCAACACUGCAGCUGUUUUCACAAAAAAACAGGAAAUAAAAACAGCCUCGAGUUUUA